AUGUCCUGGGUUAUUACAGGAUCGCCCCAGCAAUAUGAGAGGGCAACGUAUCCUGAUGCUUUGGAAAGUGUGCUGUGUCUGAGUUGACAUUGAAUCAGGCCGUCUGUUGACAAAUCUGGUAAUAUUUGAAGAAGGCGAAUAUCGUGCUUGGAUGUAUCCAGUGGUUGGUAUGGGAAAGGCUGGCGGUGUUAAAGCGAUGAGCAAGAUGACUCGAAGGAAGUAG
Molecule: messenger RNA, 223 nt
Organism: Hymenoscyphus albidus
Lineage: Eukaryota; Fungi; Ascomycota; Leotiomycetes; Helotiales; Helotiaceae
Source: the annotation of a GenBank genome assembly